Molecule: messenger RNA, 2956 nt
Organism: Calidris pugnax (ruff)
Lineage: Eukaryota; Metazoa; Chordata; Aves; Charadriiformes; Scolopacidae
Product: collagen alpha-2(I) chain-like
Exons: 2
Coding region: 65-1249 (394 amino acids)
Source: RefSeq, a predicted model, not a curated record
AGGUGUUUCUGGAGGGGCAGAGAGUGUGGAAAAGCCCGGGGCUGUCCUGGAAACAUUAGGGGAUAUGAAUGUCUGCACAGGAGAAGCGAUGGUUGGAGGCGAAGACUUUGUAAAGCCAAGUGAGUUUUCCCAGCUGGAAGCAUCAGGGGAAGAGCAGAUGGAGGUGGGGGGAGCUGCCACAGGAGCAGCAGCCUCUGAGACCAGCCAGGCAUCAGGGGCAGGAGGAGACUCUCUCCUGGGAGCAGAGGAUGCAGUGCAGGAGUCUGUGGAGCCUGGGGGGGGUCCCAUGUUGGAAGUAGCACCUGGAUUAGAGGCACCGGUGGAUGUUGAAGGGGAUCCCAUAAGUGAAGGGUCAUCUCAGUUGGAGGAGACCACAGCAGCAGAGGAGGAGGGCUCAGCAGGAGCACUUUCGAGUGGAACCCCAUCUCCGGGCAGCAGAGCAGAGACAGAGGGUGCAAUGGAAGGAAAACCCGAGGUGGGGGCACUGGGAGAGUCUGCAGGGACAGGCAGAGCAGAGCCAGGAGGUGGAGGGGAGGGCCCAAGGGAGGUGACAGCUGGGAUGGAGGGAUGGCUGGAGUGUGCUGGAGAGAGAGGGAAGGAAAGGGCUCCCGGUGAGGCCCUGGAUGCAGCAGUGCCAGCCCCAGUGCUGUGUGUGGGCCGGGGGGGGGAGGCCGGGCUGGUGGCCAUUGCGGUGGUGGGCGGCCAGGCAGGGCCAGGGGCUCAGGCUGAGGGAGAGGCAGGGGAGCCAGCGGUGGCUGGGGUGUCCCCCAGGCACAGAGACCUGUGUGGAGAGGUGUCCCUCGGGGAGAAGCCGGAGUCAGAACUCCCCCACACCCCCCCCAUAGAGGGGUACGCAGCAGCGGAGCCGAGGGGCAAAGGGUCUGCAGGAUGCCAGGGGUCAUGCCAGGGCAACCAGCCGCAGCCGAUGGCUCCCGGGACAGGCACAGCAGGGGACAAGGAUGGGCCACAGGAGGGGACAGAGCAGGCGGGAGUGAGAGCCGAGGGGGGACAGCCAGGGCCCUGCGGAAACACCGGGGAGAGAGAGGAGGGGGGUGUCUGGGGGGGCUCACAGGGAGCCCCAGGGGUCGCGGAGCAGAGGGAGGACAGUCCCACCGGAGGGAGCACAGCUGCCCCCAGAGCUGCCAGCGUGGGCCAGAGGAGCCGUGAUCCCCAUGGGGACGUUGUAAACCCAGACACAGUUGUUGUGCCUUUGGUGCAGCCCCAGGAUGGGGAAGAACCUCUCCUCUAAGCCUUUCCUGCGGCUCCUUCCGUGCUGGUCCAGCAACAUUUCCACAAGUGGCUGUCGAUUUGUGCCGGUUGGGACUGUCACUCCUCCUCUGAUUUACUGCACGGGUACCACAACCAUCUGUCAUGUUUCACUGCAGCAGCUUCUCGGUGUGCAGCAGACAACCGAAAUAAACCUGUGUGUGCCAGCCCGGGGAGCAGCUCCUCCAUGACUGUGAAGACAGUAAUCACCAGGAUUGUUCCGCUGCUGUCGGGCUUGUUUUUCCCAAAACACGGAAAAGUGUUGGACUGGGUGAACCUCCCCUCAGCACCGUGUGCUUCUCUGGGGGAGGGAGGGGUGGAGGGUGGAUGUGCCUGUUUCUGAGGACAAGGAGUGUGUCUGCACGGGGUGCCCCUGUGGGCGCCUGUCUGUGUCCAUGUCCCCACUGCAUUUUCGGGCGGGUGGUUGUCCCUUGGCAGCAGCCAUGGCUGUGUCUGCACGGGGCUCUGGGCACAUUGAGCCUUUGGUUCUGAUGGGAGCACCUGGGGGGCUCAGCAGUGGGUCUCGAGGGGCAGGGUGGCCUCGCAGAGGGGUUUUGGCAGGGGGCCACCUCCCCCCGUUACAGGCAGGAGACACCACCCCACCCCCCAACUGGCUGCAGGAGCUCAGGGAGGGGGCUUCUCCUCAGGGAGCCAGAAUGGUCACUGGCCACACCUCAGGGCGUUUGUGGGACUCUGGAAUGUUGUUGAAAGUCACUAAAUCAGAACAAUUCUAACGUGUAGUUGUAAAUGAACAAAUCCUGGCCUUUUGCUGGCAUCAGUCCUGGCUGCAGGAGGGGUGGGCCCCUCCCAGCCUGGUGCUGGCUGUGGGUCACCCUGACGGAGUGUCCCCUCGCAGCUUGGUGUCACCUCUGUGGGUCACCCUGAUGGAGUGUCCCCUCACAGCUCGGGGGCACCUCCGUGGGACCCCCAUGGGCUCCCGAGACCCUGCCAGGCCAGGGCUGGUCAGGCAGCAUCACUGGGUGGGAUGCAGGUGCUCUGCCCCGGCACCAGUCUGUGACUGCUGCUGGAGCUGGGAAUGGAACUGGAACCAGCAGGAGUUCGACUGGAUCGUCACUGCAAGGCACUUGGGAAGAUGGAGGAGACAGAGGUAAAGGUACUUGUGCUCAAGUAAUUCCUGUUUGUUCCCUGCUCUACUAAAGGCCGUUGCAGACAUAUUUCCAGUCUGGACACGGGGAAGUGCUUUGAAAGAGAGUGGUCGACAAACCCCCCCAGUAAUAGCUUUACAGGCCUCAGUGGUUUAAAUGAAAGUGUUGCAUCAACUGGUCCUGAGUGGUGUGGUGGAAAUGUUUAUUCUGUGCAAGAUAUGCAAUGUUUGCUAAAAAGCACACGUUUGACUUUUGACCACUCGGCGAUGGUCUUUUCACUUUAACCAGGGAAUGUCCAUAACAUCAGCAGUGGCUUACUCUUUGGGCCAAGGCGUUUUCAGUGUUGUUCAAUAUAAAGAAAGUGCAGUAAAUAGAUAAUCAGUGUUUUCAUGCUCUACAGCUGAAUACACCGGGGUGUGAAGUGUACAGAAUUUAAAUUCAAUGCUAAGGACCUUCUCUGGAGGUUUGGUUUUUGUGUGUAGGUGCACACCCACACAGUUACAGGGUCUAUAAAACCCUGUCCUGCUCUGUGUGGCUCCUUACAUCUUUGCAAAUGAUGUCAUUGUGAGAAUUACACUUGCCAA